UUUAUAGUACAGUAUUCAGAUGUGUUCCAGGAGAGGUGAGAAAAUCUCAGUGCGCAUGCGCAUCGUAGUCAUCUGACGGAUGAGCGCUGUGGACGCUUCGCGUUACCGCUACACCCCAGGGCCACCGCUGUAACACAGAGCGGGACACGCAGCCUCCAUGAGGGACCGUCUCCUGCAAGAGUAAAACUGUCAAACAAACGAAGAGUGACCAGGAAAGACUAUCCGGAGGUUUGGUGGUUUGCAUGCGGUGAAAGAGCUCCUGAAAUGUAGCCAGCAGCGUGAGUGUGGGUCGUUGUAAUCGCUCGGUCGCUGCAUGGCUCUUCACAGGGAUGCCAUGAAAAUCAGAACAGCCGACUGAGAGACCGCUGCUCCUCGCUAUCACAGACACAGGCGGCGGCGGCGGCGGUGGUGGUGGUGGUGAGCGAUGGAUACUGGUGGAAAGAUCCACAUUAGGUAGCGUUUACGAAGAUCCAAGGAGAGCUGACCGUCUCUGUCUCGUCUAGUCGCCGCCGGAGCUGUUUAAAGGAUGGAUUUCAGCCUGCUCCGGAAUAUCAUCCGCAGAUACUGUGUGGGGGAGGAGAACUGGGUGGACAAUCGGACGGUGUACAUCGGGCAGAAAGAACCCCCUCCGGGAGCUGAGGCCUACAUCCCUCAGCGUUACCCCGACAACCGCAUCGUCUCCUCCAAUUACACCUUCUGGAACUUCAUUCCCAAGAACCUGUUCGAACAGUUCAGAAGAAUCGCUAACUUCUACUUCUUGGUCAUAUUUCUGGUCCAGCUUAUCAUCGACACCCCCACCAGCCCAGUCACCAGCGGCCUGCCCCUCUUCUUUGUUAUCACUGUCACCGCCAUAAAACAGGGCUAUGAGGACUGGCUCAGACACAAGGCUGACUGCUCUAUAAACGAGUGUCCGGUGGACGUGGUGCAGCAAGGGAAAGUGGUGAGGACGCAGAGUCACAAGCUACGGGUGGGGGACAUCGUUGUGGUGAGGGAGGAUGAGACUUUCCCCUGUGACCUCAUCCUGCUUUCGUCCAGCCGCCAUGAUGGGACCUGCUACGUCACCACCACCAGCCUGGACGGGGAGUCUAGUCACAAGACCUAUUAUGCUGUACCAGAUACCAUGGCCUUUAGAACAGAGCGGGAGGUGGAUUCUCUGCAUGCCACUAUUGAAUGUGAACAACCGCAGCCUGACCUCUACAAAUUCGUGGGACGCAUCAAUAUUUACAAGGACAAAGAAGAGCCUGUGGCGAGACCUCUUGGGGCAGAGAACUUGCUCCUCAGAGGAGCAACACUGAAGAACACACAACAUAUUUAUGCUGUUGCAAUCUACACUGGCAUGGAGACCAAGAUGGCACUUAAUUAUCAGUCUAAAUCUCAGAAGCGCUCCGCUGUAGAAAAGUCGAUGAAUGCCUUUCUGAUCGUGUAUCUGUGCAUCUUGAUCAGUAAAGCGGUGAUCAACACUGUUCUGAAAUAUGCUUGGCAGUGGUCUCCUGACCGAGAUGAGCCCUGGUACAACCACAGGACUGAGAAUGAGCGCCAGCGCCACGUGGUGAUCCGAGCUUUCACAGACUUCCUGGCCUUCAUGGUCUUGUUCAAUUACAUCAUCCCGGUGUCUAUGUACGUGACAGUGGAGAUGCAGAAAUUUCUAGGCUCCUAUUUCAUCACCUGGGAUGAGGAGAUGUUUGAUGAAGAGUUGGGAGAGGGAGCACAGGUUAACACCUCCGACCUGAAUGAAGAGCUGGGACAGGUGGAAUAUGUGUUUACAGAUAAGACAGGCACUCUGACUGAGAAUAACAUGGAGUUUAUUGAAUGUUGUGUCGAUGGGAACGUCUACAUUCCACACGCCAUCUGCAACGGCCAAAUCCUCAGCGCUGCCUCCAGUAUAGACAUGAUUGAUUCCUCACCUGGAGGAUACAGAAGAGAACACGAAGACCUGUUUUUUCGGGCGCUGUGUCUGUGUCACACGGUGCAGGUGAAGGAGGAGGAGACGGUGGAUGGCAUUAAGAGGGGUAUCCACCAGGGCAGGCCCACCUCCUUUUACAUCUCCUCCUCACCGGAUGAGGUGGCUUUGGUGGAAGGAAUGAAAAGGCUGGGUUACACCUAUCUGAGACUGAGAGACAACUACAUGGAGAUCCUCAACAAAGAUGAUGAGAUUGAAAGGUUUGAGCUGUUACAUGUACUGAACUUUGACUCUGUAAGGCGGAGAAUGAGCGUCAUCGUCAAGUCGAGCUCAGGAGAAUACCUGCUCUUCUGUAAGGGGGCAGACUCAUCCAUUUUUCCUCGGGUGGUGUCUGGGAAGGUGGAGCAGGUGAAAGCGCGGGUGGAGCAGAAUGCUGUGGAGGGGCUGCGGACUCUCUGCGUCGCCUAUAAAAGGCUUUCAGAGUCCGAAUACGAGGAGGCGUGUCAUCACCUGAACAAAGCCAAACUGGCCCUGCAGGACAGGGAGCAGAGGCUGGCUCAGGCCUAUGACAUCAUCGAAAGGGACUUCGUGCUCUUGGGCGCUACGGCAGUAGAGGACAGGCUCCAGGAGAAAGCUGCGGACACCAUUGAGUCACUGCACAAGGCCGGGAUGAAAGUUUGGGUCCUGACGGGAGACAAGAUGGAGACGGCAGCGGCUACCUGCUACGCUAGCAAGCUGUUCCGUCGUAGCACCCAGAUUCUGGAGCUGACCAAGAAACGCACAGAAGAGCAGAGUCUGCACGAUGUUCUUUUCGAACUGAACAGGACCGUUCUCAGACAACGCUCUAUUUCUGGUUUGUCAGUAGACUGCCUUGACUUCGGCCUGAUUAUCGACGGGGCCACUCUGUCUGCAGUACUAAAGGCCAACCACGAGGGUGUCGGCAACUACCGAGAGAUCUUCCUAGACAUCUGUCGCAACUGUAGUGCUGUGCUCUGCUGUCGCAUGGCACCGCUGCAGAAAGCACAGAUUGUGAAGCUAAUCAAAGCUUCUAAGGAGCACCCUAUAACCCUUGCUAUCGGCGAUGGAGCCAAUGAUGUCAGCAUGAUCUUGGAAGCACAUGUGGGCAUUGGAAUAAUGGGUAAAGAGGGCCGUCAGGCAGCAAGGAACAGUGACUACGCCAUCCCGAAGUUCAAACACCUGAAGAAGAUGCUACUUGUUCAUGGCCAUUACUACUACAUCCGAAUUGCUGAACUUGUACAAUACUUCUUCUACAAGAAUGUAUGCUUCAUCUUUCCUCAGUUCCUGUAUCAGUUCUUCUGUGGGUUCUCCCAGCAGCCUCUGUACGACACAGCCUAUUUGACGUUGUACAACAUCAGCUUCACCUCGCUCCCCAUCCUCCUCUACAGCCUGGUUGAGCAGCAUGUCACUAUGGAGACACUCAAGAGGGAGCCCUCCUUGUACAGGGAUAUCGCAAAGAACUCCCUCCUCCGCUGGCCUGUCUUCCUGUACUGGACAUGCUUGGGCGUGUUUGAUGCUGUUAUCUUCUUCUUUGGUGCCUACUUCCUGUUUGACAACACCACCUUCACCAGCAAUGGCCAGCUUAUGACCACCAACACACAGAUGAUGUUUGGGAACUGGACCUUCGGGACUCUUGUCUUCACUGUGCUGGUGUUCACUGUUACACUCAAGCUUGCCUUGGACACACACCACUGGACCUGGAUCAAUCACUUUGUCAUCUGGGGGUCACUACUUUUCUACGUUAUUUUCUCUCUUCUCUGGGGAGGCAUCAUUUGGCCCUUCCUCAACUACCAGAGGAUGUACUACGUGUUCAUGCAGAUGCUGUCUAGUGGUCCGGCCUGGCUCAGCAUCAUCCUGCUCAUUACAGUCAGCUUGCUUCCAGAUGUCAUCAAAAAGGUCCUCUGCAGGGCCAUGUGUCCGACAGCUACUGAACGUGCACAGGAUCAUGAGAAGCUGGCGCAGGGUAUUGUGGCGGAGUUGACUCCACUGUCCUCUCGUCGCUCCUUCAAAGGCACAAGCACGGACUCCUCUCACCUCCACCUCGCCGCUGUGGAGACGCUGUCGCUCCGCAGGUCUGAUCCCCUUCCCCAAAAACUCCUGGCCCAUUUGGCCGAAGGAGGAGGGGCAGACUUGUGCUCUCUCAGCCCCUACGUGCUCCGUCUUUCAGGGGCAGGAUUUGUCUACCACGCUCCAGGGCCAGAGACCUCUGUGUGAACACAAACAAAGACUCUGAAAUGUUGUGUACGUGAUGCUCGUGGGCUAAUGCGCACAGUGUAUCCCAAGAUGUGCGACCAAGAUCUGCAUCUCAAGGAUCAAGGAUUUAUACAGCAAAAUACAAACCAACAUGUUCAUACACAUGAAGUUCACCAUGUGCAUUUUCUGGGCUACUCCUGAGUGGACAACCCUUUAGAUAUUAUUGCCCUAACUUCUCAUUUUCAUACUUUAGUAACAUCAUUUUGUUCUUGCCCAGUCCCUGUCUUAGUCUCAUCAAAGUUCUUACCCAAACUCUUUGUAAGAUUACUUGAAAAAGUCUAAGAACAAAAGGGGAACCAUGUGCGAAGGUGCAUUGUUUAAUGCACUGUAGAACUGUUUCAACAUGUCAACAGUCUGGACUUUUUGUAGUCCGUGUCCUCAUUUUCACUCACAUUCUUGCCUGUUUCUCCACUUUCGUGUCCUUUUUCGCUUCUUUGUAAAUGUUUGUUAAAAAACAUUUAUGUACAGUAUGUGGUCUGGCCAAGUAAGGGCAACUGUCAAGCUCAGCCCUUUAGGUGUGCGUGCGUGUGCAUGUGUGUAUGGGUGCUUGCAUGCAUGAAUAUGCCUGUACUGUAUAUUUGUAUGUGACACACCUUUGCCUUACAGGUAACCACACAGCAGCAGGCUAGGAGCCAAAGGAGAAAGGUGUAAAAGCAGAAGUGGUGUAUUACAAAGCCUUACACACACACACACCCAUCAGCUGAAGGAAUGAAACGGGGGAAAAUCUGAAGAGGGAUGUGCAGUAUUCUAGCCACCCUGCCUUAAUUCAUAGAUACCCAUUUUCAGUGGAUUAUAUUUCUAGGUCAGUGUAAACAUGUUUGUGAGUGUUUUGGGGGUUCGAAGGACAUUUGUGUCUGGUACAGUGUGUCUUAUUACUCUUCUUUCUCCAUCUGGAUCGUGUCGAUCUUUGUUUUCCUUCUUAUCUGCCAGUGUAGCAUGUCGAAUCUCCCUGCUGCAUGCUGAUCUGUUCUCUCGUUUGUUCCUUAUCCUCCUUUAGUCCCAGACAUCAUUCUUCACAAACCAUAUCAUGACACCUUUUCUUUCUCCUAACAAUGAGCAUAUAGUACCCACUCCUGCCUCCAUGUGGCCAUGUAGGGUAACAGCAGCAUUGUGAAGUUGCAGACACUGGAGGUGGCUCGUGGGAGUGCAGUGCCCAGCAGCCCGGGACUGACGGGGUCUUUAUUUAUGGAUGUCCUAAAUGACUUGCUAUUCCUCACUGUUGCAUUGUGCUUGUGUGUUUGCUGCCAUGCGCUGUGUUAUGCAAAAGUUAAUGUCAGAUCUGUAAGAAUGCUAAUGUCAUGUUGUCAUAUUAUAAGGGGGUUUUUCUCUGUCUUGCAUUAAUUCAUGAGUUUUUCCUGUAUUGUUACAAGAUGAUUGAUGGCAGUCACUGUUGAUGUAUGGAUGUAAUUUAAACUUUUGAUAUAUAUAUAUUGUGAGACGGGGCGUUGUAGUCUGUUAUAAAUAGGAGGGAGACUUGAAUCGGCGAUGUCACAAUCAAACCAAUAGAAUGUUGAACUGAUUUGUCCAUCAUGUCCUCCAGCUGAAGAUUGUAGCUCAUUAUGGAUGAACCUCUUUUCUGCAUUUCUAACAUCUGAAGUCCUCUGUGUCCAAAGCAUAUCCGUUGCAUUACACAGUGAGUGACUCGGGAAGUCUUGAAUGUCAGAUUGAAGCAUUUUUGUAUGUUUCUACAGUUUAUUUUCAUACACAUCACCAUCUGCCAACAGGUAUAGAUUUAAUAACAGGCAUUCAGUACUUUUUUCUUUUUUUUUUUUUACUGGGGCACAGAUUAUAUAUCUUUUUUUUUUGAGGUCUAGAUUUGUUUCAUUCACUUUUCACUCAAAGGCCACAAGCCUCUUUGUCAGUGUUUUGACUCGUGGGCUCAACCUCCUGACCUCAGUGAUUCUAAAGAAAGGACUUUGGUGCUUGUUAUGCAGUGUCCCACCUCACUGUGCUGUUGCCAUAAUGUAUUCAGACAUAUUCUAAGUGUCACAUACCAAUCCCACCACAAUAAUACUGUAUUUUAUUUUCAUGAUGUGAUGGGUAAUUUUUUUGUAUUCAAAGACUGUCAUUCUUCAAACACAAUUUGAGUCCUCCACAGCUCAAUUUUUCACUACUACUUGUCAUUUUUUGUGUUGUCCAUUGGUAUUUUUUGUGAAUAUUUCUUUUGCUACUUUUGUAUCCCAGAGAGAAGACUAUAUUUUAACUCUGUUAGAAUGUGUGUUCAAGUUUGUAACCAAAAUGAGAGCAGCAUAUACAUUAUAUGAGAUCAUUAGAGAUGUACCAAUAGGUCUACACACUGCACUUUGUUCUACAACAGAUCAGUUUUCCCCUAAAACAAGGUCUAUUGUCUGUCAACUGGGGUUUAUAAGUGUUCACUCUUCCACACAAGUUAUUUUUCUAAGAAGAUUGUAGUGGGUGACAAAAAAAAGUGACCAAAUAACUUGACUAGGAAUGAACUGUAUGUAGGUGUCAGCCUCUGUCUCAAAUGGGUUUAUCGCACCAGCCUUCUACUGCUGAUCAGAAUGUCAAACUGCUUUUCUAAGUCCAUCAGCACAACAACAGGGGCUCAUCCUGUCACUCCUGAGCUUGGCAAAGGUCUGAAAUGUCAACUCGUGUGCUCUGAGCAGCACGCUUCAUAUCAUACCUUCAGUACAGCACUGUUUGUAUUACUUAACAGGUUUUAAGAAAUUUCUUUGGAUAAAAGAUUUUAAAAGUUCACUUGUUGACUUUUUGCCAGCCUGUCUGUAGCAAAUCGAGGGCAAAGCACUGUAUUGUCAUUCUGCUUGUAAUAAAGAAAGAGUGAAAACA
Thunnus maccoyii (southern bluefin tuna) is the source of this 6979-nucleotide messenger RNA. Its product is annotated as phospholipid-transporting ATPase IH-like. NCBI's taxonomy places the organism in Eukaryota, Metazoa, Chordata, Actinopteri, Scombriformes, Scombridae. The coding region runs from base 527 to 4132 and encodes 1201 amino acids. Gene Ontology annotation, molecular function: ATPase-coupled intramembrane lipid carrier activity; ATP hydrolysis activity; magnesium ion binding. Gene Ontology annotation, biological process: phospholipid translocation. The record is from RefSeq and is a predicted model, not a curated record. Gene Ontology annotation, cellular component: trans-Golgi network; recycling endosome; endoplasmic reticulum. The transcript has 30 exons.